Chlorella variabilis is the source of this 1407-nucleotide messenger RNA. RefSeq lists its product as hypothetical. Gene Ontology annotation, biological process: carboxylic acid metabolic process. The record is from RefSeq and is a predicted model, not a curated record. The transcript has 12 exons. Lineage: Eukaryota; Viridiplantae; Chlorophyta; Trebouxiophyceae; Chlorellales; Chlorellaceae. Gene Ontology annotation, molecular function: carboxy-lyase activity; pyridoxal phosphate binding. Bases 1 to 1407 code for a protein of 468 amino acids.
AUGGAAGACAUCCUGCCGCUCGUCCGCACGGCCAAGCUUCCCAGCCCCGUGCUCAAGCCGGCGGUUCCCCGCGAGGACAGCGCCUCCGCCGAGAGUGUCGUGCAGCAGCAGGAUGCAGCGCCGGGCAGCCCGCGCCUUGCCCCCUACCAGGCCCUGCCCGUCACCAAGAGCACCAUCAUCACCCACAAUAUCACCCCCGCGCUGCCGGUGCUGGAGCCUGGCGAGCUGGACAAAGAGGAGCUGGAGGCUCGCAUCAACAAGGUGAUCGACGACUACAAGGAGAAGCUGCAGCUGCGCACCGACCACCACAUGGGCUACCCCUACAACCUGGACUUUGACUACGGGCCUCUGGAGGGCCUGCAGAAGUACUGCAUCAACAACCUGGGGGACCCAUUCAUCGAGUCAAACUACGGCGUCCACUCGCGCGAGUUUGAGAUCGGCGUGCUGCAGUGGUUUGCGCGGCUGUGGGAGAUUGAGGUGGACGACUUCUGGGGAUACAUCACCAACUGUGGCACAGAGGGCAACCUGCACGGCAUCCUGGUGGGGCGCGAGGCGCUGCCGGACGGCAUCCUGUACGCCUCGCGCGAGACGCACUACUCCAUCUUCAAGGCGGGACGCAUGUACCGCAUGGAUGCCGUCAAGGUGGGCACCCUGGACAGCGGCGAGAUCGACUACGACGAGCUGCAGGGCCACCUGGCCGCCAACGCCGCCCGCCCCGCCAUCAUCAACAUCAACAUCGGCACCACGGUCAAGGGCGCGGUGGACGACCUGGACCGCGAGACUGGCUACACCGAGGACCGCUUCUUCAUCCACUGCGACGGCGCGCUGUUUGGCAUGAUGAUCCCCUUUGUCAAGCGCGCCCCCAUGGUGACGUUCAAGAAGCCCAUCGGAUCCAUCUCGGUGUCGGGCCACAAGUUUGUGGGGUCCCCCGUGCCCUGCGGCGUCGUCAUGACGCGCCUGAGGUACAUCAAGGGCGUCAGCAGCGAUGUGGAGUACUUGAACAGCAGGGACGCCACCAUCAUGGGCUCCCGCAACGGGCACGCGCCCAUCUACAUGUGGUACACCUUCACCCGCAAGGGCUACGAGGGCCUGCGCAAGGAUGUGGAGAAGUGCCUGCGCAAUGCGCACCUGCUCAAGUCGAUGCUGGACACGGCCGGCGUUCGCACGAUGCUGAACGAGCUGUCCAGCACGGUGGUGUUUGAGCGGCCGCGGGAGGAGUCGUUUGUGCGCAAGUGGCAGCUGGCGUGCGAGGGCGACAUUGCGCACGUCGUGGUUAUGCCCAACAUCACCAUCCGCAAGCUGGAGACGUUUGUGCAGGAGCUGGUGGAGUCGAGGGCGCGCGUGUCGGUGGCCGAGGCGCUGAAGCUGGCGGAGGAUGCGCGGGCGCAUGCCGGCGAUGAGGAGUGA